CGUCCCUCUAUAUGCUAGUGGUCGUCUGUUUACCUCAUUUGUAGUGAUGAUGUGAAACCGAGACCGCUAGCUAGCUAGCCUAGCUAAAGUAAGGAAACCCGGUAAGAGAUGGAGGAAAAAACACGUGGUAUUGGGGGACACAGUGAUGAACCUCCUUUUACUUUUCAUCUCUGUUUUCACCUGUUUGCCGUAAAACAGCCGUUAAAUUCUCACUGACGGCGUUAGCCUGUUAGCAUGCGAAGCUGCAGGCUAGGCUAGCUCCGGUGGGUUCGUGUUUCAGUGUGAUUUGAUAUGGCAGAUUGGGAACUCCCCAGCACUAGCCACCACUUAUAUUAUUUUCCAGUUGUCUCCUGCUUAAUAACACUCAAACAUUGUUGAUAGUGUCGGGGUUGUGGGCCAGUAAAUUAUCCAUCACCACCGCCGUUGAAGCCUCAGCUUACGUUGCUGCUAACGAUACAGUGUGGCCCGGAAUGGAGCCAGGCGACUUGCGGGAGAGUCCCGCCGGGUCCGGUGAGUCAGAUACGGGGGAUUGGAGGGAGGUUAUUCCCGGUGCGGAUGGGGAUGAGGAGGUCAAAGCUUCCGAAACUAAUGGAACAACACUUGAGACAUCACACAGGGACACCUGCGGGGAAGGCGAAAGUGAAAAACAGAAAAGCGUGGGAGAGCAAUUACACAGUCCCUACGAAGAGGAAUUGGACCCCCGGAUCCAGGAAGAGUUGGAGCACCUUAAUGAAGCCAGUGCAGAAAUCAACAGAUUAGAACUGCAGCUGGAUGAUGCCAGAUCAGGGUACCGGAAGAUCCUAACAGAGUCUGCCAGGAAGCUGAAUGCUCAGAGCUCUCAGCUCGGUAGCUGCAUAGAGAAAGCAAGACCAUACUAUGAGGCUCGUCGUCUUGCAAAAGAGGCACAGCAGGAGACCCAGAAGGCAGCUUUGAGCUACGAGAGAGCAGUUUCCAUGCACACAGCUGCCAGGGAGAUGGUCUACGUGGCAGAGCAGGGCCUGAUGGCCGAUGGCAAGAACACCCUGGAUCCCACUUGGCAGGAGAUGCUCAACCACGCUACCGCCAAGGUGAACGAAGCAGAGGAGGAGCGACUCCGCAGCGAGAGGGAGCAUAUGCGUGUCACACACGCCUGUCAGGAAGCUGAGGCUCGGGUUCAGAUGCUGCAGAAGUCCCUCAAAAGAGUCAUCCUGAAAUCCAAACCUUACUUUGAGCUCAAGGCCCAGUUUAACCACAUACUGGAGGAGCACAAGACCAAAGUGCUGCAGCUGGAGCAGCACGUAUCCAAAGUGAAGACCCGCUACUCCAUCGCCCUGCGAAACUUGGAGCAAAUCAGCGAGCAGAUCCAUGCUCAGAGGGAGAGGGACCAGGCCGGGGGAGGACGCCCCACUGUGUGCGGAGGGCGCAGCCCCCCCGUUGGAGCUGAGUCCGACAUCAAAGAAGAAGGCGGAGCCUGCGGUGGAGGUGCAACUGGGAAAGAUCGAGUGGAUGCUGCCAUUGAUCUGGUGGAGAAAUACAAGGAGAAGGAGAAUGAAAAGGAGCGGGAGCGAGCGGGGUCGGAUUCCCUCUCAGUCUUCAGCCUGCAGACCAUCGCUUCCGACUUGGAGAAAUAUGACUCCAUUGAGCACCUCGGGGAUCUCAGCGAUGUAGGGAGCGUAACUGGGGAUGAGGGGGAGAAAGAUAGAGGCGGAGUGAUAGACAGAAGAGACAAGCUGUCGGAAACAACCGCCAAAGAGCGCCAGCAGCAGUUCUACAAACAGCACCACAGAAGCUUCAGUUUGUGAGGCUGUCGUACAAAUAACUGCUACAAACACUGCAAAAUACAAUGUCAAAAAAUCAAAAAAUACAAAUUAGGUUAAAUUUCUGUAACACAUAGGUACCAACCAAAGUAUGAGACAGUAUAUUUGCUGCAAAUCUAGAACUGGCGUGAUGCAGUAGUAGGUGUAUGAUACUUGGUGUAAAUAAGCACACUUAUGUUGACUGACAACACAUUAUUCUAAAGCUGACACUGAUCACAGUUAACGUUGCAGCCUAGUUAGAACACUACUGGAAUCUACAGAGCUUACAUCCCUCCGGGAUAUGUAUACUGUACAUUCACUCCCUCCAAGGGAUUCUGGGUUGAAUUUGUUCCUUGAGCAUGAACGAACAGCGAACAAAGACCAAAAGCCCCGUUUGAACAGUGACACUGGAAAAAAAUAAAAACCUCCACUGUUUCCCUUCCAGUCAUGUCGAGUCUUAUCAGCGAUUGCUUCAAGGUAGAUGGGUCGCAGGGUCUUUCGAUACACAUGAGAUCCCAGCUCCUAUCCACCCUCAUUGAGUUAGUUAGCAGGGAAAAAUGACAAAAACGAUUCUGUCAGUGCAGAGUGAAAGCAUGUUGAAAUUCACAUUUCAUGUAUUUUUUUUCCCCCGUAACAUGCUGCAAGUAGUGCUUUUGUUACUUUUGGCACGAGAGAAUGCGUUUUUUGAAAAUUCCUGAAAUGGUGGCUAGAGCGAACAGAGUAGAGUUUGAAGAUGGUAAAGACUCCGUUUGACUGUUUCCACUCUGACAGCAUGCACUCCUAGUUAGCUAUUUCAACAGACAUUUAUGACAUGUAUUCAGGGCUAUAUGCUGAAACAAACACUGACACACAAUGAAAUGAUAAAGCUCAGCCAGGUUUUCUUUUUUAUGUUGUUAUGCUGUAAUCUUUUGAUGCAAAAGCCUUUCUCAAAAUUGUAUUAUUUGGAUAUUGUUUACAUUUGUAUAAGUAGAUUUCUUUGGGAGAAAAUCCAUUUCCUCUUGUUUGCCUUUUUUUGGUUGUAAUUUGAAGUGUGCCUUGACACAGGACAAGUAACCAAUUUAGUAUGAGUGGUAUUUUGUUGUAAACUCCUCUGUAGUUCUGUUAAGAACAAUUUACAGAACAACUGAGUGCCCUCUAAUGAUUUUUAAUAAUCUGACUCACCUGAGCACUGUCUGAUGAGACUUGAAGAGCUAUGAUUUUUUUGUUGUUUUGAUUUCUGUAUAUUCUUCUUUUAAAAUAUUGUACUUUGAUUGUCAAAGUGUAUGACGCAAAAUAACAAAGUCAAGAAAUGACUUGUAAAUGUAUGUAAUUAUUACAAAGCUGGAAAAUAUUGACAUGUACAGUUACAUGUGUUGCUGAUUUGAAUAUUUGACAAUUUAGUUGUACAGAUGUUCUGGAUACCCACAGAUUACUGUGUGUGUUUAAAUUAUUAUUGUUGCAGUUUAUCCGUAACACCUCUCACCUUCACUUCUGUCUUAACAAUUGGUUUUCACUCUUUUUAAUGGUAUUUGUGAUUUAGUCAGACUGUCACACGCUGUUUCCAAUUUAUGCAUUGUCAUAUCUAUAAUCAAUAAAACAGAUCAUACUU
Messenger RNA from Lates calcarifer (barramundi perch), 3363 nucleotides. It is a transcript of the gene sh3bp5la, whose product is annotated as SH3-binding domain protein 5-like, a. The transcript has 6 exons. Gene Ontology annotation, cellular component: cytoplasm. Lineage: Eukaryota; Metazoa; Chordata; Actinopteri; Centropomidae. Bases 471 to 1781 code for a protein of 436 amino acids. Gene Ontology annotation, molecular function: protein kinase inhibitor activity. Gene Ontology annotation, biological process: negative regulation of protein tyrosine kinase activity; intracellular signal transduction. The record is from RefSeq and is a predicted model, not a curated record.